Molecule: messenger RNA, 1757 nt
Organism: Oncorhynchus gorbuscha (pink salmon)
Lineage: Eukaryota; Metazoa; Chordata; Actinopteri; Salmoniformes; Salmonidae
Product: neurofibromin-like
Exons: 16
Coding region: 68-1615 (515 amino acids)
Source: RefSeq, a predicted model, not a curated record
CUCCCUCAGGUUGCAGGAGCUGACAGUCUGCUCAGAAGACACUGUGGAUGUGCACGAUAUAGAGCUCAUGCAGUACAUCAAUGUGGACUGCUCCAAACUUAAAAGACUGCUCCAAGAAACGGUAUUAAAAUUCAAAGCCCUGAAGAAACCUGCCCAACUUGCCGUCAUUAACAGUUUGGAAAAGGCCUUUUGGAACUGGGAAGAGAACUACCCUGAUGAGUUUACCAUGCUCUUACCAGAGACCACAGACAGACAUGGCAGAUGCUGUUUGACCUGGUGGACAGCUUUGCUGAGAGUGCCAAGAGGAAGGCAGUGGUGUGGCCUCUACAGAUCAUCCUACUCAUCCUCUGUCCGAGAUCACACACAUCAUCUCUCGAGAGUUGGUGGAGGAGAGCAAGGCCAACAAGAAGCUGUUCCUGGAGAGCUUGAGGAAGGCUCUAGCAGGCCAGGGGGGCAGCAAGCAACUAACAGAGAGUGCAGCCAUCGCCUGUGUCAAACUGUGCAAGGCCUCCACCUACAUCAACCGGGAGGACCACUCGGGCAUCUUCCUCCUGGUGCAGUCCAUCGUGGUGGACCUCGAGGCCCUGCUCUUCAACCCCACCAAGCCCUUCUCUCGCGGGAAGGCAGCCAGAACGCAGACGUGGACCUCAUGAUCGACUGCUUCGUCUCCUGUUUCCGUAUCAACCCUCACAACAAUCAGCACUUUAAGGUCUGUUUGGCCUCCGCCUCGCCCUCUACCUUUCACUUUGUCCUGGUCAACUCCCUGCACAGAAUCAUCACCAAUUCUGAUCUGGACUGGUGGCCUAAGAUUGAUGCAGUGUACUGCUACUCUGGAGAGCUGCGACUAAUGUUCUCAGACACUCUGAGCCGAGUGAUGCAAGGCCUUCAAACACAUGCCCCACUACGCAUGAGAAAGACUCUGUCAUUUAAAGAGAAAAUGACCACCAGCCUUAAGUUCAAAGAGAAAACCACAGACCUGGAUACACGCAGCUACAAGUGCCUCCUCCUCGCAUUGGUCAAACUCAUCCACGCUGACCCCAAACUCAUGCUGCACAACCCAGGGAAGCAGGCUCAGGAGACCCAGAGCAGCACAGCAGAGCUGAUCGCAGGCCUGGUGCAGCUGGUGCCCUUGGUCAGUACAGCCCAGCUUUCCCAGGAGGCCAUGGAGGCUCUGCUGGUGCUGCACCUGCCUGAGACCAUUGAGCUGUGGAACCCUCAGGCCCCCAUUGAAACCUUCUGGGACAUCAGCUCCCUGGUUCUCUUCCUGAUCUGCAAGAAACUGAUUGGUCACCAGAUGGUGAACAGUACAGAGGUGUUGAAGUGGCUGAGGGAGAUCCUUAUCUGCAGGAACAAGUUCCUCCUAAAGAACAAGGAGUGUGCCACGCAGGGCAGUGGAGCCCCAUCUGCAGACAGGCCCAGACCAAACUGGAGGUGUGUCUAUACAUGUUUCUGUGGAGCCCUGACACCGAGGCCGUGCUGGUGGCCAUGUCCUGCUUCAGACACCUGUGUGAGGAGGCUGACAUCCGCUGUUCCGCUGACGAGGACGUUUCACCCUGCAGAAGAGAGUGAUGGCCUUGUUGAGAAGGAUAGAGCACCCCACUGCAGGAAACACUGAGGCAUGGGAGGACACGCAUGCAAAAUGGGAGCAGGACACCAAACAGAUUCUGAACUUUCCCAAAAACAAGGUGGAGGAUGGUCAGGAGUGGAUCAACAUGACAGGCUUCCUGUGUGCUCUGGGUGGGGUGUGUCUGUCUCAG